UCCUGUCAUUUUAAAUUUGAGUUAAACUGUAUUGCACGGCUGCGUUCGGCAGGAGUUCGCGUGCAAGUUUAACGCGAUCUUCCUCGAUGAAAUAUGUCAAUACACGUUACCAUGACCGGGAAUCCUGUAAACGUACGCCGUGGGAGAAUGGUGCUGUCCGAUCUGGAUCAGAUCAAGAAGAACGAACGUGAUCGCCGACGAAGGUUACGCUUGGAGCAGGUUCGGCAGCAGUCAAAGGAGAUAUCGAAUCGACUUUUAGAACGUGCCAAGAAUAUAGCAAAAAAAGAGCUUAGCAAAUUGGAGAGAGACGGGAAGUCAGAACUUAGGGAGAUGCACGAUAGAAAGAUCAUGGACAUACAACGCAAGUAUCAGGAAGAUUUGGAGGACAUCGGUCAAGCUCAUGCCUCUGCUGCCUUGCAACCGGAUGCAGACGCGAUAAUAGAGGUAGAGGAAAGGAAAGAUAGAGCUGUGGCGCAAAAAAGAGGAAAGGACGCUCUAGAGCGUGUGAAGGAAGCAAAACAGAUGGACGAUGAUGCGGAAGCAGCUCAUCAGGAAAGAUUACGUAGAGUGCGAGAAAUAGAAAAUAUAAGGGCUGCGAUGGUGGCCAAACUUCCAAAGCUGCCGUUAUCUGAGGAAAAUGACAGGAUGGAAAGAAAUCCUUCUCAAAGUGCAAAUGAGGAAAUUAUGCAGGAAGUACUGACUCCAAAUAGGAAAAGCAAAAAAAUUCUUCCCAAAAAAUCACCUAGAAGGGUAAAGAAACCUAAUCUAAAGGAACAUCAAGAAACAUUAUCACCAAAACCGGGUCCUUCGGGAUUACAAAAGAAAUCUGCUGUACAAUCUCACGAGUUAUCCUCAAGGAAGAAAGCGGACAAUUAUGUGUCUGAUGAUAUCGAGCAUAUUAUUGAUGAUACAAGUGAUGAUCAAGUACCACGAAGAACGGUGCCAACGAUGAGCGCUAUACCAACGAAACCUGACAAGAUAGCAAGAUACAAUCCAGAAGAUUAUACACAAAACACGUCAAGCAGCGUCAGCAGUAGUAGUUCUAGUUCAACCAGCGACGACUCGUCAUAUUUUUCUGACGUCGUAGAACAAAUUACUUGCAAUAAGACUCCGAGGACUCCAGCUUCAACAGAGAACAAAGUACGAUCGCAAUGUAAUCGCAAUAUGCAGCAGAGAUACGUCUACGACAGGCCUCUUGGUAUGGUUGAAAGAAUUGACAUCAGAAAUGAGCCAAGCGCGAUGGAAGUAGCGCGGGCAAUGAAAAAUGCAGACGAUGUAGAAACGCAUAUAUCCAAAACCCACAAAUUAAAUGCUCAACGUCGUGGCGAGGAUGCGAUUUUGCGAGAGAAAGUACGGAGAGAUUAUCAGGCGCUGCUACAAAAUCUAGAUCAUCUUGCACAGGAAGAACGCAAGCUAAAAGCUAGUCAGAUUCAAUCCGCGGAGGAAGAUACACACAUGCGACUACAUCAGAGAAGUAAAUGCCAGGAAGAACAUCAAAAGAGGUUGAACCGUGCAGCUAAAAAGGUUCUCUGUACAGACGGCGCAUCGACCCGGCGCACUCAUCUCACAGAAAGAGUCAUUACUUUACCAACGCGGAAAAAAGACGGCAUGCAUGAUGACGUACCACAUUCCACAUGGCAAGAUCCUUAUCUCAUUGAAGAGCAGGUAGACGUUUGUCACACAGAUGUUUGUCACACAGGUGUUUGUCACACAGAACAAGAUAAAGAUAGUAAAAUGUCGCGCGAAGAACAAAUACUGGAUAUGCUGAAGAAAGUUGAAAGGCAAAAAAGAUUGCUGUUACAAGAAUUUGGCGCCAGUUUGCCAGAUAAUAUAUUUAAUGUCAGCAUGAGGUCACUCUUUGAAGAUAAAACGCCAAUAAAAGCACCAGAAUCUAGUACUGCCAAGCCCUUGUCACCCGAAGUUAAAGUCAUAAAUAUGUCUAGUAGUGACGAAUGCGUCAGAAAAGAUCGUAAGAUGAAGAAACCUGAUAAAUCACCUGCAAAAAAAAUUGAGAUUGCUUGUCAGACAGCACUAGAACAAACGGGUCCAGCGGAGAAUAAGAGCGUACAAGUAGAAUUACCUGAAAAAGACGCGCCACAUCCCAGCCGAGACGCAACUGCACGAGCACCCCAUCCGAUUGAACCAAAAAUUACUAUUAUUACACCGGAGACGGACGACAGCAGCAAUAAUUCGACAAGCUCUGAGAUUAGUGGGAUGGUCAUUGAGAUUGAUAAGAAAGAAGUAAUUGUAACACCUAAGAAGAGAAAGAACAGCGUGAGAGUAUCGAAGCGACCGUCGCCUCGAGUUUAUCAAAAGAUUCGCUCAACGUCCGUCAGUUCUAAAGCGACGUCACCCAUGAAGAGGUUCUCGCGGUUUCAGUCAGGCUCCCGCCUGACUCCUCAGAAGAAGACGAAAUGUUUGGAUACGGCAGACACAGCUACCAGAAGAGUUGAUAUACACAUGAGCGAGUCUGCUCAAGAUGAGACAGAUCCAUCGCAGGAAACCAGAGUGUCGAUAGAUGCUAGCGCGGAAAGUUCACAGACAGUUUCAGGUAUGAACGAUGAAGAUCGAUCUACGGGUAAGCCGUAUCAGGUUCGGACUCAAACGAAAAGGUGGAUUCGGAUAAAAGAUACUUCAGAUACGUCAACGUCCACCGCCUUUGCAAGCCCACCGCCAGUAAAGCCUAGAUCGGUGUUUGACGCUCUGAGUAACGUCACGCCGAUCUUAGAAAUGUUAGAUUCUCCGGGACCCGAAUGGAGAAGAUUACAAGACAUCAGCCCUGUUUCCACACCGGAAACUCCUUCGCCGCGCACAAUGAUGAUGCCAUCGAACAUUCCGCACCGCGAUAGGAUUACCAGGAUGCUUAGAUUUAGUUUGAAUGAUUCUCAGAAUGGCAGUACUGUGAUAUCGGCACGAAAGGACCAGUCUACCAUUACAGAUCCAUCAGACGUUUGUCAGAAAUCUGCAGCAUCAGAACGUGUAUCUAUUUCAGAGCAGCCAUCAUCCAAAGUCUGUAUAUGCAAAAAUCCCCAAUGUAAAUUGCUACAUAUAAAACUUGACGAUAUUCACGAUUAUGCUUUAAAAAAUUGUCCUGAAAUAUUGGAAAAGUAUGAAGACCUACAAAAUUUAUGUGCGGAAAGAAUAGCGUCUUUAACUGACCUCAUUGAAAAAGUACGAAAUGAACAAAAAGAUAUGGAUUUUUCGCUAAUUAGUCCAAGCGAUGACAAUAGCUUAAUGCAAAUUUCUACGCCCAAAGCAUCCCGUGACGAUGCCCAAGCAGUACGUAGAUUGAUUGACAGUAUAGAAGCAAUUCAUGCCCAACUUGCAAGAACUCUCCUUGAAUCACAAAGAAUUAUGCGAGGAAGCGAAACAGGUUUAAAGGAUGAAACUUUAUGCGAUGCGGAAAUCCAGGCGAUCACUUCUACUCCCCGAAGUAAAUUAAUAGAUACUGUUAAAGCACAUGUACAGGAAUCCAAAGUAGUAGAAGGCAGAGCUAAGCCAAAAAUUAUUAGCAAUGAAAAAGUUAAUAUACAGCUUAGCCGAUUUAUGCAGCAAAAACCUCAAGCAACGUCGGCAACAAAAACAACGGAGCGUAACUCUUGGCCCCCGCGUACGCUUUCUCUUCACGAAGAAGAAAUAAUAGAGAAAUUGUCAAACGAAAUUUUGGAACAAAGUAAAAAUUUGAACAAACCAAGUACCGCCUUUGCAGCUUUGAAAGAAAAUGAUGAGACACAGCAUAGAGUAUCUUCUUUUAAGGAUUUCAAUCUAAAAAAGAAUGCUUCAUUAGAACGUGAAAAAGAUAAUAGCAUUACAAACGAACUUGCUUCUACUUCAGAGACAGCAAAAGAAAAUGGUUUCAUUCCUAUAUUAACUGGCAUUCCCAAAAUAUUGCGCAAUGGAUAUGCGACAUCAAUAAGGCCUAAACCUCCCGUUACAUUGUUAAAUGGACCGUACAGACCAGAAUUAGAAUCAUCAGGACAUGAAUUAUCGACGAUCGUGGAAUUUGAUACAACAGAUGCAGUUAAUAAAAGUAGCAAGAGCCCGGCAAAAUCUAAGCCAUCUGUUCAUGUGGCUCCUUUACCUGUUCAACAGAAUCAAAGUUCCUCAAAGAAAUCAGCGGAUUCGUCAUCCGGGAUGAAACAUUCUACUGAAAAGCUGUCUCCCGCACAGAAAUCACAAGAAACUACAACUAUCGGCAGUUCUCCUGAAAAGUUAAAAAGUACGUCUGAUUGUGUUACGGAAACGAGAGUUGAGGCUGAACGGGAGUACAUGCUCGAAAAAUGUAAUAAACAGUUACAAUGUGACACAACCACUGAAGAACCUGUUUCUCAAACGAAAGAUAAACUUGGUUCUUCCAUAAGUAUCGAUCUUAAUAAAGAGCAUAAAGAAAGUAAAUAUAAAACGACAUCUACUAGUGCGUACAGUUUUUCCGGAUUAUCUGGUAUUUCAGAAAUAACGAGUACUCCAUCAUCAGAUAUGUUAAAGCAGAAUUCAUCUCCGGAAGAAAUGGAAACAGCUUUGAAGAAAUUAGGUUUAGGUUGGGCGGUUACGACGCUAAAGAAAACUCGAGAAGCAAGUGCCCUUAGUUCCUCUUCAAACUCGGAUGUUACACCAAUAAAUACAGCCAGAAGAAUGAUUUCUCCUACUAAGAAACAGCAUGAUUCGAAUGGUUUUCCGGAUAUCAGUGACGUAUCAUCGAUAUCGAUCAAAGAAGCUAGCAAGAGUACCGACCAAGCUGUGCUCUUAAAAGGAAGGACUUCCACGCCUAAAUUUCAAAAUUCAAAUUCCAACAGUGAAAGAUCCAGUACUACAAAUACAUCUGAAAGCGUUCAAGAUCCAAGUGAUAGUUUAACUGUGCCUAAUGUGUCACUUACAAAAACGAAAUCUGAUAAUAAGCAAUUACAAAGUCCUUGACAGAAAGUGUUUUAUAUGUAUAAUUUUAUUAUUUACUCAUUUAGAGAUAUAUAUUAUAAUAUUUGAUUUUUUUUUAUGGGGAAUUAGUUGUAAAAUAGGGUAUUCUCAAUAUGUGGGACCAUUUUCGAACGUUGACAUAUAAAUAAUUUUUAUCUUGAACGAUACAUAUAUAUAAUUGUUAUAAUGCGCUCGUGCUUUUGUUGCAAGCAACUCGAGAUAAAAAGAGAGGGAGAACCAUAGUUCCAAAUAUCGCAAAAAUCUAUAAAAUAUUAAAUGGCCAUAGAUACAUCUGGGUUGCGCUAAAUGUGACGGAAUAAAAUGCGAGCAUACAACAGCGAAUAUACAAUUUCUUAAUAUGUUAUACUUUAUAAAAAGUUUGUAUGCAAACUUUUUUUUAUUUUAUAUCUUAUUCAAGAAAUAAUUUAUAGGAAUGAAACAAUUAUUGGUUCUGUUACGAUUAUAAAUAGUUGAAAUAGUUAAAACGAUUGAAUGCCGUGGAAUUAUGACUAUCGCGAUUUAUGACUAUCGUGACGAGAUUGAUGAAAUCUUUUAAUAGCUUCAAGCAUGAGAUUACAAUAAAUUGAAUAAGUAUAUGAAAUUAAAAGACUGACAGCGCAAUUCUAAACGUGAUUUAUAAAAACUAUAUGAUGUGUAAAAUAGGGAAGUUAUAUAAGAUAACUUUUAAGAAACUGAAGAUAUAUAAGAUGAAUCUAUGAAAUAUGCACACAAACAUUUACACUUUCUCUUGUUUUAUACUUUAUAUUUUUCUAAAUAAAUAAUAGUAUUUAUAUAUCUCUCGGUUUUGCUUCGAUGAUUUGAGUGUGAAAGAAUGAGAGAAACCAAUUAGCACAAUAUUAUGUAUCUAUAUUUAUUUAAUUUUAAUUAUUUUUACACGACGAGAAAGAUAUACAGAGUGAAUUAAUAGAAUCUGAUAAUUUUCAAAAAAUUACUCAUAUAUGUUAUUCGAGAGAAUUUAUAACUGUUCUUUUAAACAACAUUACAAUAAAUAUGCAGUCUAACAAUA
Molecule: messenger RNA, 5938 nt
Organism: Temnothorax curvispinosus
Lineage: Eukaryota; Metazoa; Arthropoda; Insecta; Hymenoptera; Formicidae
Exons: 5
Coding region: 94-4914 (1606 amino acids)
Source: RefSeq, a predicted model, not a curated record